Messenger RNA from Nylanderia fulva, 4093 nucleotides. It is a transcript of the gene nAChRbeta1, whose product is annotated as nicotinic acetylcholine receptor beta1. The record is from RefSeq and is a predicted model, not a curated record. Gene Ontology annotation, molecular function: transmembrane signaling receptor activity; acetylcholine-gated monoatomic cation-selective channel activity. NCBI's taxonomy places the organism in Eukaryota, Metazoa, Arthropoda, Insecta, Hymenoptera, Formicidae. Gene Ontology annotation, cellular component: postsynaptic membrane. Gene Ontology annotation, biological process: monoatomic ion transmembrane transport.
CCCUCGAGUAACAGAAGCUCAUUCCGGCGUGUUGAAAAUUUCGCUACAGUCAGUGGCGUUUCUUCGCGUUCCCCUGGCGACAUCCUUUUGCCGAAUGACAACAGUUACGGGAGUUUCGGCAGCCUCUUCGACAAUGAAUCUCCAGAGAUUGUGAGAGGGUGUGCAAUGACGAGAGUUGCGAUCGCUUGUCGAGGGUGGGUUCGGUGUGUCGAGUUGCAAGGAAGGAAAUGCAAUUAUUGGCCAGCGUCUGCGCUUCUAUAUUGAUCCGUGGCGGCGGCGGUAGCGGCGGUGGUGUCUGUGCUCGCGGCGCGUUCGGGUGGGACCACAAUCAACCCCACAACGAACCCGCCCAAAAUGUAUUUCUGCUUGCGUCUCGUGCGACUAUUCCUGAUCUCGGCGAUCCUGUGCGUCGGUCUGUGCUCCGAAGAUGAGGAGAGAUUGGUGCGAGAUUUAUUCAGAGGGUACAAUAAACUCAUCCGACCAGUGCAAAAUAUGACGGAGAAGGUACACGUGAGGUUUGGCCUCGCCUUUGUGCAGUUGAUUAACGUGAAUGAAAAAAACCAGAUCAUGAAAUCGAACGUAUGGUUGAGAUUCGUAUGGAUGGACUAUCAAUUGCAAUGGGACGAAGCAGAUUAUGGUGGAAUUGGUGUUCUGAGAUUACCACCCGACAAAGUGUGGAAACCGGAUAUUGUGUUAUUCAAUAAUGCUGAUGGUAACUAUGAGGUUCGUUACAAAAGCAACGUGUUGAUAUAUCCGAACGGCGAAGUGCUCUGGGUGCCGCCAGCGAUCUAUCAGAGCUCGUGCACGAUCGAUGUCACAUAUUUCCCUUUUGAUCAGCAAACAUGCAUCAUGAAGUUUGGUUCGUGGACCUUCAAUGGCGAUCAAGUCUCUCUUGCACUUUACAAUGAUAAAAAUUUCGUCGAUCUGUCUGAUUAUUGGAAAAGUGGCACAUGGGACAUCAUUAGCGUCCCGGCGUAUCUUAACACCUAUCACGGUGAUUUUCCCACGGAGACAGACAUCACUUUCUACAUAAUUAUCCGCAGGAAAACUCUCUUCUAUACAGUGAACUUGAUACUGCCAACAGUUCUGAUCUCUUUCCUCUGCGUACUUGUCUUCUAUCUUCCUGCGGAAGCCGGCGAGAAAGUCACUUUAGGUAUCAGCAUUCUUCUAUCUCUGGUCGUGUUUCUCCUGUUGGUCAGCAAAAUUCUGCCGCCAACUUCUCUCGUGCUGCCAUUAAUAGCUAAAUAUUUGCUCUUCACCUUUAUCAUGAAUACUGUCAGUAUCCUUGUAACUGUUAUCAUUAUCAACUGGAAUUUUCGUGGACCGAGAACUCACAGGAUGCCUCAACUUAUACGCAAGAUCUUCCUGAAAUAUCUGCCAACGCUUCUAUUCAUGAGGCGACCAAAGAAAACACGAUUGAGGUGGAUGAUGGAGAUACCGAAUGUAACACUGCCAGCUUCCACAUAUUCGGGGAGCCCGACCGAGGUGCCGAAACACCUGCCAGCCUCUUUGGCCAAGUCAAAGAUGGAGGUGAUGGAGCUGUCCGAUCUGCACCAUCCGAAUUGUAAGAUCAAUCGUAAGGUACACCACACCACGAGCAGCUCCAGCGCUGCUGGAGGAGGAGAAGGCAUGGGCGACAGAAGAGGAUCCGAGAGCUCGGAUUCUGUGUUGCUCAGCCCGGAAGCCAGCAAGGCCACCGAGGCUGUCGAAUUUAUAGCGGAGCAUCUCAGGAAUGAGGACUUGUAUAUACAGACAAGGGAGGAUUGGAAAUACGUUGCAAUGGUGAUCGAUCGACUGCAACUUUAUAUCUUCUUUAUAGUGACGACCGCGGGUACCGUCGGGAUCCUAAUGGACGCGCCUCAUAUUUUCGAGUACGUGGACCAGGAUCGUAUUAUAGAAAUUUAUCGCGGAAAAUAAAAUCUGAUUUGUUUCAACGAAUCGCAAUUAACAAAUAAUGUGCCAUCGUUAACGACCGUUCUCAUUUCGUCCUUUUCGAUAUCGAUUUCAUACAACGUCGUGUGAAUAAUUUUGCCAUGACAUUUGUAAACGUAUAACGCUUACAAGUCAAGCAAUUAUUCAAACACACAAGUAAUUAUUUUUUAUACAGAUUUCUAUCAAAUCUUAUGCAAAGUACAAAUUUAUUUAAUGAAAGUUUUAACUCAAUCUGCUGCCAUUGUGUGUGUAUGUAUAUCUUUUUCUUUUUUUUUUUUUUUUUUGCUCCAACAUUUUUUACUCGCAAAUGUUCUCAGUUGCGAAGUUUGCACGGACGAUCGAAAUGGCAUACAUUAUGUAGAUAAUAAUUCCACUAGCGUUAAUCCAAGCUGCCUCUGCGAUUGUUGUCUUCCCCAAUGCCAGAAACUUCCGAUAGCUUUAUCGCGACGUGCUUAGACGAAGGAUUUGUGAAAUAACCAUCAGAUAGUUGUCGUCCUUCAUUUCAUCGGAGAAAAUAAAUAUUUUCAAAAUUCUUUAGCACACGAGAAAUUAUAUGGUAUAACAAGUUGUUUGACAGUUUUUCUUAUUUUUACCAGAUAAUAUAUUAACUAAAGAGAUAUUUCUUUUUAUGAUAUUUAAAUUAGGAAUUUGAUUGCUUAAAGGAUUUAGAAACUUUGAUUUAAGGAAAGGGGUUUACAUGGCGUCAGUUAUCUUAAUGAUUAAGUGUUGGAUACAUUUUUGUUAGAAGGCGUUUGAUUAUAUAAGAAAUAUGUUUUACUAGUAUAUACAUAGAUUUAUCUGAUUUCUAUGUUGAUUAUGAAAUUGUAUAGGUAUCUCAUUGGAAAUACCAUGUUUGUUCCUCCAAAUGCUGUAGCUCCCAAGUAAUACACUUAAUGUUAAACGAUGAAAUCCGCUUACGUAGUAUUAUACAAUAUAAUAUUCAUAAUUAGAAACAUGCGGAAUUAAUUAAUGGAAUUUUGGCAAGAUUAUUAUAAUACAUUAAUAUGACGAUGAUACGCACAAACACAUGUUUAGUCAACUAUAUCGAUAUUUCUUAAUUAGAAUACAAAUAAUCCAAUAGUCUGGUAAGUUAGCAAAUAUGUAACGAGAAAUAUUAUUUAUAUUACAAAAUAAUUCAAACUUAAGGAAUUCACGUUUAACAUUAAAUUCUGUAAAAUUAUGUAAAACUGUCGCGUAUUUUUAUAGAGACGUAAUUUCAUUACAAUUUAUUAAUGAAUCGUUAAAUAAAUAUUUUUGUUUUCGACUCUAAGUUGUCGAAAGUAUGCACGUUAAAUGUUUAAUUUAUAUAGGUAAUAACGUAAUAUAUACGUUAACAAAUUUAAUAUUAAGUGUAUGGUGAGAAAACAAUUCUUUAUUUCAUUUCUUGAUCGCAAUUUUCGCGAUCAGUUUCGACCAGUAUCGAUCAAAGUCUCAAAUAUCAAAGUUAGAAAUCUCUCUUUGUAAAGUAAGGUCGAAACGUUCUUAAAAAUGCGUAACUACGUGCGGAUAUAGAUAUCCAGAAUCAAUUUUGCGACAAUGGCUUAGAUAUAGAUUUGAAAUAAUUUUGAUAAUAAUCGUGCAAAUCGCCGUUGCGUACAUUGUAAUUUAGCGGAGCUCGCGUUUGAUACUCAUCGUCGUAUUGAUUAUACAUAUUGAUAGAAUCGCGACGACUUCAAUAUGCUCGUCAAACAUCUCCAUCGACGAGUCCUAGUGACAAAUUUUAUGCGAACAUGAAAGAUUGUAAAUUAAAUUAAUAUAAAUUAUAAAGGGGUUUUCUCUCUCGUAAUUACGCGAUGAUUUUAGCAUUGGAAGACCGAUACAAGUCAAGAUAUGAUUAAAUAAAAUUUCGUUAAUUGAAAAGAUCAAACAAAAUUUUAAAAAUUAUGUCGUUUGUAUUUUCGUUGAUUUGAAAUAGAAAUUAUAUACUUUUUGAGAAUUCGUUUUGACUUGAAGAGAUUGGUCUUCUUCUUAAAAUUAAAACUAAAAUUAUUCAAACUUAUAUCGAAAAUUUAUAGUUAUAGUUAUAUAAAUAGUUAUCUAAAUAGUUAUUAUUGCAUAUAUUAUAUAGAAUAUACAGACAUGCACAUCAUGUACAUGAUGCACAUGUCUUUUAUCGUUUGAAUUUUGUUUCAUAUUUAAAUAUUUUCGCAAAUUUUAUUGU